CUUAUCGUUAUCGUAGAAGGAUCAGAUAGAGAAUUUAAACAAAAACUCCAAAGAAAACCACAGCAUGGGUGUGGAUUCCUGGUUAUUCAUCUUUUCUGUGAUAGAUGAAGGAGCUUUGUUGUUCCUUGUUGUUUAUUUUGUUAUAACAUUAUCAGAUUUAGAAUGUGACUACUUAAAUGCUACAAGUUGUUGUGAUAAACUUAAUAAGUGGGUUCUAUUGGAAGCUAUUGCUCAGUGUGUUUUAGCAGUUCUGUUUUUGAUAACAGGACAUUGGAUAUUGUUUCUAAUGUAUGCUCCAGUAACAGCUUGGUUAGUUUAUAAAUUAGUUAAUAAACCGUCAGGAGAUAUUGGAAUGUAUGAUCCUACAGAGAUUCAUAAUAGACAACAACUAAAGACUUACAUGAAAGAAAAUCUCAUUAAAAUGGGAUCCCAUCUCAUAUUCUUCUUUAUAUUUUUAUACUGGAUGAUUUAUUCACUAAUUAAAGGACUGUAACGUUACUUACAGGAUGACUAUAUCGUUGCUGGCUUUGACCAAGGACGCAAAGGAAGUAGAAUCAAUAUUUCCACCUGUCGAAGUUAGUGACCUUUGAACUUGACACGCAAUAUUGUCAAGUACAAUACAGACUACUUAAUAAUAAUAUGCAUGUUUAUUAUAGAGAUUCUUUUAAUUUCAAUUGAGUGUAACAAAUUUUUUCAUCUUGUUAAUUUAUUUUUAAAUGUACAUGUAAAACACAACAAAGAUGUUUAACAUCUUUUGAAUAUGUGACAUUUUUUACACAUUUAUAAAUUUAUUAAUUCUGCAAUGUACAUGUGAGAAUAUUGCCGCUUACUUAUGAUUAUUGACAGCAAAUAUAUACAAGUUAAAAACUUGCAGUUUACAAUUCACAUGCUAUAAAUUGAUCAUUGAUAGGGUAACAUUUAGUGUGAACUUAAUUCCGUGUUUCAGCUCAUGAUUUCUGCAAUUUAUUGAAAUUCCAAGAGUUAUCUCUGUUGCAGGAAGUUAUUAUAGUUUUAAGAUGGGAAAUUCCUAUAUGUUUGUAAAUUCAACAGAUAAAAGAUAAGACUUCUGUGUUAGAAGUUAAUAAAUAACAUAAACAAAUUACCAAAAAUCAUCUAUGAAAAUUACAGUUAUAAGUAAUAAGCUCUAAUAUAAUGGUUUUGAAAUCUGAACUAUAAAUACAAUUCUUUUCAGCAUACCUCCAGAGCAUAUUUUCUCAGUAAAGUUCAAUUUUUUCUUUAUCAUGUGGAAGUCCCCUUCUUCUUUAACUCCUUUUAAGAGUUAUCACACCUCUUAUAAGCUCUGUUAAAUAGAAAAUCAGAGCCCUAUUUGUUUAUUCAGCUCCUCAUUAUUGAGGCUUCAGUUUCUUUGUUGAAGGGGUAUUUCUUAUGAGAUGAGGAAUACUGUUAAAAUUUUGUUGUGAGUGUUUUAUGUCAUGCAAGAUUAGAAAUUUUGUUUUUUUUUAUAUUGUGUAUUAUUGGUUUAGUUGUCAUUGUAUGUGCUUUUGCAGUUGAUUUCAUUCCUGAACUUGUUUCAUUUUGUUUUUUUAAUUUUAUACAUUUCAUUGUAAAUAAUCUUGUUUUGUAUUACAGUUUGAAUGAGCUUAAAGCCUUUGAUGAACAAGUACCUAAAUCUUACCAUGCCUACUGUUAAAAAAGUAAAUGUUUUUAUUGCUAUUUCAAUUUAGUAUCCUAUUUCAAAUCAGUUUUUAAAAAACAUGCAAAAAACAAAACAUUUUUGACCCUGUUUCCAAAGACAGUAAAAUUGCAGUGAAAGUAUGUAGGGGAACAUAAGCCACCAAAAAGUUUUGAUUAAUAUAAGGGGAGAUAACUACUUUGAUGACAAUAAAAAAAUCUUAAGAAUUACCAAAAAAAUGUGGAGGCAAGAAAUAUGAAUUUUUGUGCAGACAAUUGAAACAAUUAAACCUGUUGACAAUUGUUGAUAAUAAAUUAUUUCUAUAUUGCAAAUAAGUUCAAGCAUCCUAAUAUCCAUUUUUGAAAAACUUUUAAAAAAUUACAUGUUUGUAAAACUAAAAGCCUUGUCCCCAUCUUAUUUAAAGUUGCACUUCAGUUAUGAUUAAACUUAAAUUACUCUAGCAACUCUCAAAUACAUGUUUAAGAUGCAACAGUAUUAUAGAAUUUAAAAAAAAACACUAAUCAGUUGACUUUAUAUUUUUGUGUUGUUACAUGUAAGUACAUAUGGAUAUAGGGAGGCACUAAGUGUUGUAAAGGCAGUUCCCUCUCAUGGUUCAUAUAUUUAUUCAUGAGUUAUAUUUAUUCAUAGACAGCUUCUUUUGAAAUUCUGUAAUUUAUUCAGGGAAAAACAUAUAUUUUAGAAGUCACAAUAUGCAUUUAGGUCAUAAAUUGGUGCAGAUUUUGUUGUUGCAUAAUUAUUGUUGGUGCAUAUAAAAUGUGUUUAUUAAGAUUUUUAUUCCAUGUUGGUAUUAUAUAUUGAUAAGUCCCAUUGAUAGUGUAUGCCUAUUGAUUGUUUCAUUAACAAGUUUGAGUUCAGUUUGUGUAGGAAAAUGCUAUUUAAUAAUAUUAGUACAUGUUGAAGAUUUGGAGGUCCUCCAUUAUUAUGAAGUUCUGUUUUUUUCUCCUAUUUGAACACAACAGAAUAAGUUAAAAGAACAAGUGGAAAAUUUAUCCCCCAGAAUUUUUGAAAAAAGGGAAAGUACCUAUUACCUCUAAGAAACUUUUGUUCUCAAUACUUGCAAUUCCAAUUGUUAUCAUUCCAUUAAAGUAUUUGGUCUUUUAAGGUGUUAUUUUACAUCAUUUGUGUGUUCGUUGGACAUAAAUUCUAUGUAUUGGCUAUUCCUGAAAAAAAUAUAUGGGGGGGUUGGAAGGCACUUUAAUUAUUUUUGUAAAGGUGGGGACAGGUCACGAAGGUCAAAUUGUGUGGUUAUGUAUGCAAAGUUACACUUUCUACAUUAAAUUGUAGUUUGUUACAAUCUUGUGUUUUCCUCUACCUACAAAAUCCAUAAAAAUUACCAUAGUCUCACAAAAAUACUGAAAUACAUCAAUUUCAUAACAAAAUAGAUAGAAAAAAUAAAAAUAUAUUUAACCAUGUAGUUGUGAGCAAAAUGUUCAACAUAUGUUUUUUUUAAUGUAGUUUUUGCACUUAUUGAUCUCAUUGGUAAGUAAUGAUUUCAUAUAUCAGAUGUGUAUUUUUUUAUUCAAAAAACAUGUUGUUGUCAGUAAACCUGUAAAAUACUUGAUACAGCAAACAAUAAACAAAAAUAUAUAAAUAAGAAAAUGUGGUAUGCAUGUUUAAUAUAGUUUUCCUGUAAAAUAUUUAAAAAGUGCAAGUUCAUCCAUUAGACCCUUUUUCAAAAGAAUUUGAACAUUGGUGGGAUCUUUCCAUUAAAAAAUUUGAAAAGUUGACAUUUUUACUAACAAAAUUAAUUAGAUUUCUGUUAAACAUGUUAAAAGAAUAAAGCUACUUACAGAUGAAGGCUAUAUCUAGAAAUAAAUGGAGGAGGGAUUGAAAAGGUACAUUUCUACCCUAUUACCUCAAAAAAGGAGGGGUAUAUGAUGAUGCACAUGCCUUUUCAUCACAAGUUGGGUUUGCAGAUGAAAAUUUAAGUACUGCUUUCCCAAAUUUUUUAUAAUUUAAUCAUGAAUCAUAAAAUACAGUUCAAGUUCAGUUUGACUGUUUUGACAUUAAAAGUUAAGAGUUAUUCCCCUUAGUAACCUUAAAACAAUUUUUUGUGUGUUUCCAGUGAUAAUUAUUAUAUCACUGUUUUACAAAAUCUUUUAAGAUUCUAAUACUGUUAUGAAAAAUAAAAUAUAGGUCACAAUUAAAUCUAAUUUUGGAUUUAGAACUCUGUUUUUGCAGGCAGGGAUAUCUGUGACAACUAGAUCACCAAAUUCUCUUUUUCAAAUUACACUUCAAGCACAUUUGUAAAAAAACAACUACAACCUUUUAAGAUUUAUAAGUUUUUCCUGACCUUAGACCCUCCUACAAGCAGUUCUGGAAAAAUAAGAUGCACAGUUUUGCUUAUUCUGUAGUUUAGUAAGAAGUUUUACAUGCUUAUCAAAGUGUACAUCCCCAAAAGGUUUACUGUUUGGAAUGCAAUAAGGCUUUUGAAUACUACUUGCCAUACUUUCAUAGAAUAUUGGUUCUAGACAAUCUCUUCUUAAUAGUGUCACAAAAGAUUUUGUAAUUUUAGUAGAUAAUUAUAUUUGUGUAUGUUCAUAUCAAUUAUUGGUCUGUUAUAUGCAGCAGUUAUUAAAAAUAUUAAAAUGU
This is a messenger RNA of Mytilus californianus (California mussel), 4246 nucleotides long. Its product is annotated as protein cornichon homolog 4-like. The record is from RefSeq and is a predicted model, not a curated record. The transcript is spliced from 5 exons. Gene Ontology annotation, cellular component: endoplasmic reticulum membrane; COPII-coated ER to Golgi transport vesicle. Gene Ontology annotation, biological process: endoplasmic reticulum to Golgi vesicle-mediated transport. NCBI's taxonomy places the organism in Eukaryota, Metazoa, Mollusca, Bivalvia, Mytilida, Mytilidae. Bases 65 to 493 code for a protein of 142 amino acids.